Molecule: messenger RNA, 1849 nt
Organism: Sebastes umbrosus (honeycomb rockfish)
Lineage: Eukaryota; Metazoa; Chordata; Actinopteri; Perciformes; Sebastidae
Product: proline-rich protein 18-like
Exons: 1
Coding region: 210-1166 (318 amino acids)
Source: RefSeq, a predicted model, not a curated record
UUUAGAUCUUUGAGCCUCAGAGUAAUGAGCAUUUGAGAUGCAGUAAAACCCUUCGCUCCCCUCUCCUGAGGUCAUGCACGUCUUCUGCAGCGUGCCAUGCCAAGCCCUCCUGCUGCUCAGGUACAAGUCACAUGUCAGGAUGUCUGCUGUUCCCGGGUGGGUGAGCUCUGGUGGAUCCCAGCAGCAGCACACUGACUGCUGACCCCUGCAUGGCCGAGGAUGCACCAGUGUGUCUCGCCUCCCUCGGUCAAUCGGUUUCCUCCUUAGUGCCCUCUUCUUUUCUCUUCCAGCCCUUCAACUGCAAAACUCAACUCCUCUCCUAUUUGAUCUUGUGUGUUGCCAAAAUGCCGUUCAUCCCACCUGUGUCGAUUGUACGCUCCGUGUCAGGACUGACUGCGAAGGAGAGGCCUAUCAACAAAUCUGCAUCUACCACUACUCUGACGAGGGUCCAAAGAGAAGACAAAGGCAGCUCGGUGAAGGAGCGACUGGCUUCGAACCUCAAGCAGCUGGGAAAGAAGAGUCAACCUAGGAGUCAUCUGCCAACCGCCAAAGGAGUGUCAGCGGCAGAGCUGCAUGCAAAGAGAAGGGAGAGGCUGCUACCUUCAUCACAAACAGACAGCCUCCCAUUCUCCAGCUCCGGCGAUUCCCUGUCUAAGACACCGCAGCUCAAACAUGUGAGCUCCGUAAAGAGUGAACCAGAGGUGAAGGCGAGGGCCAGGAAUCAGGAGGAAAUCCGCUUCACACUGACUCUCACACCUGAGGCCGUUCUGCUGCUGCAGCGGAGGAACAUUGAGAGACGCCAACAUUCAGCGUCCAGAAACGCCGGAAGUGGAGGAGGCGUUUCUGGAGGCGCCUUGGAUUCCAGACGCAGGAGGGAAAACGCCUCUAAAAGGCAUCAACCGGCAACGCAGAGACACAGCACUCCAAACAGCAGACUCACUGCUAAAAACAGCGAGGCUGAACUGAGAGACAUAACUUCAAUAUUGAAAAUCUCACUUCUGAACGAGCAACACAAGUAUGACGAUGUGGAGUAUGAGGAGGAAGACCACAGAGUGGAUGAGCGGGUGGUGCUGAAAUGUACAGAGUGGCUCCGUGGGUUGGAAAACACACCGGUGACGGUGGUACACAGCCUGAAUAACAGUGCAAGCCGUGUGAAAAGUUUCUAAAAAGUGUUGGUGGUGUCGUCUUCCAACCUGAGAAUGAACUUUCUGUUUCUGUGUUGGCUAGUUGUUAUGUGAAGAUGUGCUGGUGCUCUGUUUCUCAUUUACUGGGCUUAGUGCUGCUAAGAUAUUCAUCCACUGUGACAGUGUUGAAGUUUUUAUGAAACUGCAAGAAUUUUAGCAAGUUCAUGAUGUUCUGGUCCUGCUGUUUUUUUUUUGUUGAUCCACCUCCUUCUCAAAGUCAGAGGGGAAGUAAGUAGGGCGUCUGUAGCUCAGUAGGUAGAGUGGUCGUCUUUUAACUGCAAGGUUGAUGGUGCGAUUAUCGGUUAUUACUGUCUGCAUGUCAGAGUGUCCUUGAGGAAGACACUGAAACCAAAGUUGCUUCCCGGGCGCUUUACAGCAGCCCACUGCUCCUACGGAUGGGUUAAAUGCAGAGGUUUGGACUCUGCAAAUUCCUCUCAGAAGUCCAUAGCAAUGAACUCUUGAUUUAAUUUUUAUAUUGCCUCAUUACAUUUUGACAAUCUUAUCUCAAGGUCAGCUCACUUACUAGCUUAAGCUUCCAACUGUCUUCAUCAGCAUAUGGACUUUGCUCAUUUUGUCAUGAGACUGUAGAUAUUCAAAUUUUGGUGAUUCUGAGCAUUUUUGACUACUUGUCCAUUUCGGCUUUAACGUUUUUUUAAGUAAAACUU